Penicilliopsis zonata CBS 506.65 is the source of this 1780-nucleotide messenger RNA. RefSeq lists its product as hypothetical. Bases 235 to 1746 code for a protein of 503 amino acids. NCBI's taxonomy places the organism in Eukaryota, Fungi, Ascomycota, Eurotiomycetes, Eurotiales, Aspergillaceae. Gene Ontology annotation, biological process: protein phosphorylation. Gene Ontology annotation, molecular function: protein kinase activity; ATP binding. The transcript has 4 exons. The record is from RefSeq and is a predicted model, not a curated record.
UUCUCACUCUCGCUAUCCCAUCCAUCUAAGAGAAAAUAAAAUCUAUCUGGUUUAGAGCUCUUCCUCGAGUUCUGCCUGACUUUCGUUGACCCCGCCCUUCCCCCCCUCCUCCUCUCUGUUUCCCUGUUCUGUCGGCCUCGACGGUCGACAGGCGACGAGCUGGCGACGCUGGCGGACCCCAACGAGCUGUUUCUGCCUGGUGAGAGGCAGAAAGAUCUCACCUCCACGAAUCCGAUGUCCUCGUCUUCUUCCACCAUCACGACGACGACGACACCUGCGCCCCCCGUUCCUCUGCUUCGGCCACCCAUCCCCGGUGCGCGCAGCAACAGUGGCUCGCGAGCGCCCAAACUGACUCUGGGCAUCCCUUCACCCAACAACAAACCCGCUAUUGGCAAUGGCGUGACUGGCGGCAUCCCCGAACUGCAGCGGCCAAAGCCGCCGCAGUUGCGGUUAGCCACCCCGAUGGGCGGCAGUCAGGAGUCGCUAGGAAGACCGGCUCUUCAGCCGCUGGCCACCUCCGACCUCAACAACCACCACCAUACCAUCACCUCCCAGUCACGCUCAGGCAGCUCCUCCAUGCGCGAUGGCAAAGCCAGCGGACCCGCCUCGGCUUCCUCUUCCACUUAUUCGGCCCUCUCCUUCGCCAUGCCGGGCCUUCGCCAGCCCCACGGCAGCACUCCAGACCCCUCCUCCGCCAUCAGCUCCGUCUACUCGGACCGUGAAGGUGGCGUCUCCAUGGAGCGUGACAACAGCAUGAAUGGCCUGCUACCGGACCUGGACAGGCUGAGCCUCGAGAAGGGCCGUCCCCUCGACGUCGAGGACCUCGACGACGAGGGUUGGCUGGCCGCCAGCGAGCAGAAGAAGAUCGUUGAACUCGGCAGCCUCGGCGAGGGCGCGGGUGGCGCCGUCACCCGCUGUACUCUCAAAGGUGGAAAGACCGUUUUUGCCUUGAAGAUCAUCACGACAGACCCCAAUCCAGACGUCAAAAAGCAGAUUGUUCGCGAGCUUAACUUCAACAAAGACUGUGCCUCGGAGCAUAUCUGCCGGUACUACGGCGCUUUCAUGGACAAGUCGACUGGCACUAUUUCCAUCGCGAUGGAGCUGUGCGAGGGUGGAAGCCUCGACAGCAUCUACAAGGAGGUCAAGAAGCUUGGCGGUCGCACCGGCGAGAAGGUCCUGGGCAAGGUUGCCGAGGGCGUGCUCAACGGCCUGACCUAUCUACACAGCCGGAAGAUCAUCCAUCGGGACAUCAAACCGUCGAAUAUCCUGCUCUGCCGCAACGGGCAGGUCAAGCUUUGUGAUUUCGGUGUCAGCGGCGAGUUCGGCACCAAGGGUGACGCCAACACCUUCAUCGGCACCUCGUACUACAUGGCCCCGGAGCGCAUCACGGGCCAAUCCUACACCAUCACCUCGGACGUCUGGUCGCUCGGCGUCAGCCUGCUCGAGGUCGCGCAGCAUCGCUUCCCUUUUCCCGCCGACGGCACCGAGAUGCAGCCGCGCGCAGGCUUAAUAGACCUGUUGACCUACAUUGUCCGGCAGCCCAUUCCUAAACUCAAAGACGAGCCGGACAACAACAUUCGCUGGUCGGAGAACUUUAAGUAUUUCAUCGAGUGUUGCCUCGAGAAAGAACCUCCCCGACGAGCCAGUCCCUGGCGCAUGCUCGAGCAUCCCUGGAUGCUGGACAUGAAAAACCGAAAAGUCAACAUGGCUGCUUUUGUGAGGCAGGUCUGGGGGUGGACCGAUUAGCCUCUUUUUUUUUUUUUCUCUCUCUUUCUUCUUU